Messenger RNA from Drosophila eugracilis, 1077 nucleotides. RefSeq lists its product as uncharacterized. Bases 326 to 667 code for a protein of 113 amino acids. The transcript has 2 exons. Lineage: Eukaryota; Metazoa; Arthropoda; Insecta; Diptera; Drosophilidae. The record is from RefSeq and is a predicted model, not a curated record.
UAUAGGAAAGAUAAAGAAACAUGAUAAGCUUUCCCCGCCGACUGUAAUAAUCUUUGAGUAAAUAUAAUUAAAUAAUCAAUAACCCGCUGAUAAAAGAAAAGGUCAAACGGGGAGAUAAUCCGGAGAUCGGGUAGUCGGAAAAAGGAGCUUGCCAUGGAACUGCCCCGCCUCAUUCCGGGACUUUGACUUCAGAUAACCGACGACCCGACUGUAUAUAAAACGUUUCGAUUGGUUCCCAUACAACAGAACUUGCGGAUCAGCAUCCAAGUUAAUAACAGCAUCAACCAUAGAUUCCAGGGAUUUACACAAAUCAAAGAAAAACAGAAUGCCGAACUUUACCGUCGCCGCUGGACUUUUAGUCUGCCUGAUCAUCAUACUGGGAGGCCAAGGAGCCCUGGCUGGCAUUUCUAGGGUUAAACUGACCAAUCCCACUUAUCCCGGCAGGUGUGUGUUAGACGGUUAUACGACUAUGAUGCCCGGUCAGAUUCGUAAGGUUCCAAACGUGCCAUGCGCCAGUGUCAAGUGCGAUUCCGAUUUAUAUGCGACCUUCACUAACUGUCCAAUUGUCGAUCCACCGAAAGGAUGCAAACAACGCGAUUUUGUCAACCCAAAUCGCGAUUUUCCCGCUUGCUGCGAGCGAAAAUACGAAUGCAAAGCAAAAAACUAAAACUGAUGGUGUCAAAAUUUUCGAAUGCUUCAGCAAUAUGCAAUUAAAUAAUAAGCUUGAUUUAUACAAUUAAUUUGCGCUCCUCGAAGCCCCAGAAAAUAAACCAGAUCCAGAAGGAGGAGGAUUUGGAAUCGUUUAAGGUUGAAAUAUAUUUGAUGUCUCUCUUUUGGCAAUCACAAUUUCCCUUUUUUCUUCGUAAGUUUUGCUCAUUUGUUUGUUUCUUUUUUGUUUUUAAUAAAAUUUCAAUAAUUUUAGAUUUAAAUGAAGACUUUAAGAAAAUUACGAAUUAAAAUGCUUCACAUUUCGUCUAUCAAUGACCAAGUUAUGGACAUAAUAUGGUAAUUUUGAGGGGUGUUUAUCGAGUUUUGCAUUUUUAGUAAGGAUACUAUAAAGUAGUAUAAGUUUAUUAA